AGAAGAAGAAGAAGCAGACUUCUGGGAAACUUGAAAAAAAUGGCGGAUGAAGUUGAUCAGCAACAGACAACCAACACUGUGGAGGAGCCCCUGGAUCUCAUCCGGCUGAGUCUGGACGAGCGAAUUUAUGUGAAGAUGAGAAAUGACAGAGAACUUAGAGGACGACUACACGCUUAUGACCAGCAUCUGAAUAUGAUCUUGGGAGACGUGGAGGAAACAGUUACUACUGUGGAGAUCGACGAAGAGACUUACGAAGAGAUUUAUAAGUCGACGAAGAGAAACAUCCCGAUGCUGUUUGUUCGAGGAGACGGUGUGGUUCUGGUGGCCCCGCCCCUGAGAGUGGGCUAAGCUCUUAUGCCCUUCAGGAAACUGGGCUUGAGCUUCAGCCUUUUGAAUCAAGGGGCUUUUUGAUUUUUGAUUAGACAAACUAUGAUCAGUGUUUUUUUAUUAUUGUUUUUAUUGGAUUUGUUUGACUAAACACAGAUUAAGACCUGAACAGAGUUUGUUGAGGGGAAAAAACAUUUUUUUUUUUUCAUGUUAAAUCUUCUUUCUGGAUUUGUUGUAAGACUUUUUUAGUUAUUUGAAGAUGUUGUGUCAUGUUUUGGAUUUUAUUUGUAAUAGAAAGUGUUGAAAACUGCAAUAUCCCCCAAACACAAUAAAAAAAAUAGAAAAAGUGGAACCAGA
Messenger RNA from Anguilla anguilla (European eel), 684 nucleotides. It is a transcript of the gene lsm3, whose product is annotated as U6 snRNA-associated Sm-like protein LSm3. Gene Ontology annotation, molecular function: RNA binding. The coding region runs from base 40 to 348 and encodes 102 amino acids. Lineage: Eukaryota; Metazoa; Chordata; Actinopteri; Anguilliformes; Anguillidae. Gene Ontology annotation, biological process: P-body assembly; mRNA splicing, via spliceosome. The transcript is spliced from 4 exons. The record is from RefSeq and is a predicted model, not a curated record. Gene Ontology annotation, cellular component: P-body; precatalytic spliceosome; Lsm1-7-Pat1 complex.